Molecule: messenger RNA, 1358 nt
Organism: Carcharodon carcharias (great white shark)
Lineage: Eukaryota; Metazoa; Chordata; Chondrichthyes; Lamniformes; Lamnidae
Gene: arpc3
Product: actin related protein 2/3 complex, subunit 3
Exons: 7
Coding region: 138-674 (178 amino acids)
Biological process (GO): Arp2/3 complex-mediated actin nucleation; regulation of actin filament polymerization
Cellular component (GO): cytoskeleton; Arp2/3 protein complex
Molecular function (GO): actin filament binding
Source: RefSeq, a predicted model, not a curated record
CGCCUCCGCUCUCCCUCCCUCUCGCCGCGCUCGCCCCCCGACGGCGUGCUCGCGGCCGACAGGGUGGGACAGGCGGAAGCGCUGAGACUGACAGACUCAGGUUUAUUUUCAGAAGCCGCUCGGUUGCCGUUUCUAAAAUGCCGGCUUAUCAUUCCACCCUCAUGGAUAGUGAUGUCAAACUGAUUGGAAACAUGGCGCUAUUGCCACUUCGAACCCAAUUUAAAGGACCAGCUCCCAAAGAAACCAAAGACUCUGAUGUCAUCGAUGAAGCAAUCUACUAUUUUAAGGCAAAUGUUUUCUUCAAAAACUAUGAAAUAAAGAAUGAAGCUGACAGAACCUUGAUUUAUAUCACCCUCUAUAUUACUGAAUGCCUCAAAAAAUUACAAAAGUGCAACUCCAAAAAUCAAGGAGAGAAGGAAAUGUACACCUUGGGGAUAACUAACUUUCCCAUUCCUGGAGAGCCAGGCUUUCCCCUCAAUGCCAUGUAUGCAAAGCCUGGACACAAGCAGGAAGAUGAGAUGAUGAGGGGUUAUUUGCAGCAAAUCAGGCAAGAGACUGGACUGAGACUUUGUGAAAAGGUGUUUGAUCAACAGACAGACAAGCCCAGCAAGUGGUGGACAUGCUUUAUAAAGAAGCAGUUCAUGAACAAGAGCCUAUCAGCACCAGGACAUUAAUAUCAUCACAAAUAUUAAAAUGAUACGUGCAACAAGUGAGAAACAUCAUACAGACAUGCUGUGCAGCAAGAUGUACAAAGUUUUUGCCUUGUUUUGUAUGAUUUUAUACUGGGGAUUGGAUAUAAUAAAAGUACGGUGUCAUUCUGAAGCGCGUUUUUAAAAAAGGUGAAUAUUACCUGCUUGGUCUAAUAUAAUUUACAUGAGCUUCUACUCAUACACUUGUUUAAUGUGUUCACGUGGCUCAUAUGUGCAUCUAAUAUUUGGUGCUUAAAUGGUGGUCAAUACAGAAGUUACAUAAAGUAAGCCUGCUGUUUAUGAUAUUUCAAAACUGUACCCUCACUGCUGGUUACUGCUCACAUCACAUUGCAUGUAAUGUCAGGUACAGGUAUAUAAUCAUCUGAUGCUGCUUGCACAACGAUAUUAGUAUUAAGAAUAAAGUGUUGGUAUUUCUUCUCUCCUGUAACUGGUAUUAGAAUACUACCAUAUGUAACCAUUUGUCGUUUAUUUUGGAUUUAUUUUCUGCUGUUUAACACAAUUUUCUCAGCUGUAUGGAACCAAAAUAGUUAAUUGAAACCUGUUUGAUUGCCAAGCUUUAAUAGGGAUUUAGCUGGCUUUCCAUAUUUUGGCAAAAAAUUAUGUUGAUUUUUUUUUAAGAAAAUGGACAAAUAAAAAUAUUGGACAUCA